This is a messenger RNA of Acanthochromis polyacanthus (spiny chromis), 3147 nucleotides long. It is a transcript of the gene cacng8b, whose product is annotated as calcium channel, voltage-dependent, gamma subunit 8b. Lineage: Eukaryota; Metazoa; Chordata; Actinopteri; Pomacentridae. The coding region runs from base 256 to 1503 and encodes 415 amino acids. Gene Ontology annotation, cellular component: postsynaptic density membrane; AMPA glutamate receptor complex. The transcript is spliced from 5 exons. The record is from RefSeq and is a predicted model, not a curated record. Gene Ontology annotation, molecular function: channel regulator activity; voltage-gated calcium channel activity. Gene Ontology annotation, biological process: transmission of nerve impulse; positive regulation of synaptic transmission, glutamatergic; neurotransmitter receptor internalization.
CGAUGGGUUUCCUGCUGCAAGUUUCCUGCUAACGGCGGACGGAUAAGCAGGACCAGAAUCCACCUUCCUCAACCAGAACCGGACCUGCAGAGACCCAGAACCAGAACCAGCAGAGAGGAAGCAGUGAGCAGACGGAGGCGGCGGGUGAACUCAGUCGAUGGAUGCUGUCCGGAUCGAGGGGGCAGCAAGUUCUUCACUGACGAGGAAAAGAAAGAUUUCAAAAUUGAGUCGAAGGACAGAAACUCGCCGUCAGGCAUGGUGUGUGAGAAGGGGAUCCAGAUCCUCCUCACCACCGUGGGGGCGUUUGCCGCCUUCGGCCUGAUGACGGUGGCCAUAGGGACGGACUACUGGCUGUACUCCCGCGCCCUCAUCUGCAACAGCACGGCCAACGUCACCCAGGACGACCCCCACAACAAGGACAAGAAGGACCCCGGGGCCCUCACCCACUCAGGGCUGUGGAGGAUCUGCUGCCUGGAAGGAGUGAAGCGAGGAGUGUGUUCUCAGAUCAACCACUUCCCGGAGGACGCAGACUUUGACCACGACGGGGCCGAGUACGUCCUACGGGUAGUCAGAGCUUCCAACAUCUUCCCAAUCCUCAGUGCCAUCCUGCUGCUGAUGGGAGGCAUUUGCAUCGCUGCUAGUCGUUUCUACAAAAGCAAAAGGAACAUCAUCCUGGGGGCAGGAAUCCUCUUCGUGGCUGCAGGUCUGAGUAACAUCAUCGGUGUGAUAGUCUACAUCUCAGCCGCGUUGGGCGACAUCUCUCCGAAGAAGGACGAGGACAAGAAGUGGCAGUACUCGUACGGCUGGUCCUUCUACUUCGGCGGUCUGUCCUUCAUCAUGGCCGAGAUGGUGGGCGUUUUGGCCGUCAACAUCUACAUCGAGAAAAACAAGGAGCUGCGUUGCCGCUCGCGCACCGACAUCUUUAAGAGCACCACGCACGCCAUGCUGCGCCUGCCCAGCUACCGAUUCCGCCGCCGCUCCCGAUCCUCGUCCCGGUCCACCGACCCCUCACGCUCCCGGGACCCCUCACCAGUCGGAGGCGGCGGAGGGAAGAACUUCGGCCUGCCUCCGUCGGCGCUGCUCUCCCAGGGUCCCAUCUCGGUGUCCACCCUACCGAACCCCCACUCCCGCUCCCACACGGCGCUGGCCGGCGGCGACAUCUCCCUCUACACGCUGUCCCGAGACCCCAAGCUGGGGGGUUUGCCGCCGAUGUACGGAACGGUGGACAGGGCAACGCUCUACCAGCUGCACAACUGCUUCCCAAAGGACGGCGGCGGCGGAGGCGGGGUGAUGAUGAGCGGCACCCUCCCCUCGCUGAAGUCCCACAACCCUUCCAACUCUUCCAACUCCAAUGCGCCGAUGCCGAACUCGGUGGGCUCUGGACCGCCGCCCUUCACCUCGUCCACGGUGGACCGGGAGCGAGGGAUGGGGACUCUGGACAGGCUGAAAGGCGAUCGGGAGAGCAACUCCAACACCCUGAACCGCAAGACGACGCCUGUAUAAAGAGAGAAUAAGAUGAGGUGGGUGAGGAGGAAGGGAGAGAAUGGGUAGAAGUUGAAAAAAAAACAAAGCUCGCGAAGGAACGCCGCGUCCACGUGGCUCGAAACGGCAGCCGGCGGGUGGAAACGCUGCAUCUCUCCCUCCAUGUUCACUGUUAUUUAGUCAAAUCUCACUGAGAACAAAAAGAAAAGUAAUAACAGAGCGAUAAUAACAACAACAAUGAACUCUCACAAUAAAACUAUUUUGAUAUUUAACGUGCUAGAAAUGAUUUAUUUUGUUAACGAUCAAACGCAAUUAACCUUGGGCUAUUAUGAAAAAUGUCUCACAUGAUUUUGUGCAAUACUUCUUCUGCUAAUUUAACCAGAUCAUCAUUAGUGUCGAAUUGUUGUUGUGAUUAUUCUUAGCGUUAUUACAGGCUAGACGUAUUUGCAAACACUAUAGUUUGGAAUGAAGAUUUUAAUUUCUCUUUUUUGGACUUUUACUGUGAAUUUCUUCCAUGCGGAGCCGCUGAGCCGUCGACCAGCGAGCUGUGUGUCAAAGUGUCGAGCAUGAGUGUGCACAACAUGUGGACGAAUGAGAGCCUGUAUUAUUUUUUAACCCCUAUAUUACAUGAGUUUCAUUUAUAAUACAGAGUCAGAUGUGAAUACUGUAAAUUGUCUUCCAAUAUUGAUACUGAAAAUAAUGCAACAAUAACGCAAGCGACUGAGACGACUUCAUUGUUACGAGUUUUCUAUGGGCCUCUGUUCGUCUUAUUUCCAUUCUAAUCAGUGUUAACAGUAGUACUUGUAGCUAUAGUCGUGUUGAAGAUGUUUGUUCUUGGGCAUUAACAGAAACCUCCGAUCGGAGGACACAGAAAAAAAAAGAAUUUGUACAGAAUCAGGUGAAGGUUGCUGCCUGAGCAGAAAAACAAACAAAAAAUAAUGUUUUUCUAUGACAAGUCCCAAAGUGACACAUGCAAAUCAUCAUUUUCAGUGGCAAAAAAAUAAAAACAAAACACAAUAUGUAUAUGUGGGCUGAGAGGGUUUAAAAAACAAUGUAGAGAACUUUUCAGAACAUACGUGUACAUUGUAAUUUACGCAUAUUUGUAAAGUCUGUAGGUAGGUUUUUUCGGGACCACUGUUCUAACAUUUCGGGCAGGGCGGACUCUGAUUAGGCGGUUUCAUCCCCCUUCCUCCCGUCCAUAUUUGGUCACAUGAUCAGUGUUUACCCAAUCCCAUCGCCGUGGAGACGAACCCCCCAAAGAUUCUGCUCACUGUGCUUCCUCAGCUUCCGGAACUUUCUGACCUGUUUGUGUUGAUGAGAAUGUAAACACACAGAAACCCCGCCCAUCCACCCCGUACCCCCUCCCACCCCAUCGCCGUGAGUGACUGCAGAUCAGGUGGUUACCGUGGAAACACCUGCAACAACGAAAAUCAAAACGAUCAGACGCUUCCAGAUUCUCUAAGUUUUGAUUUCUUUGAUUUUGAGAAAAAGAAUAAUGUGAUAAAAACUGCACACAGAUAGCAUUUAUGUGGGCAAUAUGAAUAGUAUGUAGUUGAGAAUAGAUAUAUCUAGACAAAUGAUUAUGGUUUAUCUAAAUGUGUGAUAAACUUAAACACUGUAUUGCACGAAGUUUAUAAAAAAAACAAUAACAGACCUGUUCACAGA